AAAGAAGCAGAGAGUGAUUCUUUGCAUCACCUCUUACUCCAUCGUAACCUGUGACCCUUUUGCUUCUCUCCGCCACCACCACCACCUCAUCAUCAUCAUCAUCUUCUUCUUCUUCUCUCUCUCUCUCUCUCUCGAGAUUUUCCGUCAAAAUAUUUUUUUUUAAAAAGAAAAUAAAAGCAAAGAAAAAAAAAAUACAAUUUUCAGAUACAGAACUUCAUCUAAUCCUCUGUUUUUAUAUAAUACGAAACAAACACUGCAUCUCUCUCUCUCUCUCUCCAGAGUAAAGUUCUGAUCGUGUCUCCUAUCGUUUACCUCAAAACCCAUCUCGAUCUCGUUUCUUGUUCUCUUCUGAACUUCUCAGGUUUUUCCCUCUUCGAUUUUAUCUUUUAAGUUUGCUAAUUCCUUUAAAAUUAAUGUAAAGUUUAGGGUUUUAGCCCAACUAUGUGCUGAAACUGUAUUCACCUUUGUAACCUUCCUUUACCUUUAGAGUUUAGACUAGUGAUAGUGACUGUAAUUUGUAGAGAAGGAAUUGUUUUUUUUUUUGUUAGCUGUUAAUGUGAAGAAAGAUUAGAACUUUGUGAGAUGGGUAAUAAGCUAGUGGGAAGGAGGAGACAAGCGGUGGAAGAAAAGUAUACAAAGCCACAAGGUUUGUAUCUGAACAAAGAUGUCGACAUUAAAAAGCUUAGGAAACUGAUUCUUGAGUCUAAGCUUGCUCCUUGCUACCCUGGAGACGAUGAAGGCUGUCAUGAACUCGAAGAAUGCCCCAUUUGCUUUCUGUACUAUCCUAGCCUCAAUAGGUCAAGAUGUUGCAUGAAAAGCAUUUGUACAGAGUGUUUUUUGCAAAUGAAGAAUCCUAAUUCAGCUCGGCCUACUCAGUGCCCCUUUUGUAAAACACCCAACUAUGCUGUUGAGUACCGUGGAGUAAAGAGCAAGGAGGAGAAGGGCAUUGAGCAAGUUGAGGAGCAACUGGUUAUAGAAGCCAAGAUAAGGAUGAGGCAGAAAGAAAUGCAGGAUGAUGAAGAGAAAAUGCAGAAACGUUUGGAAUCAUGUUCCUCUAGCACAAGCGCAGUGACUGGUGAAAUUGAAUAUGGCUCAGCUUCAGCUAUGUCUUAUAAUUCUCCUAUGGAAGAUGCGGAAACUGCUUCAUCUCAGAACACGUCAGUUAGACAGAGAGGAAACAGGGAUGAUGUUGACCUUGAAGAAUUAAUGGUUAUGGAAGCAAUAUGGCUCUCCAUUCAGGAAACAGAGAUGGAGAGAAGUUCAGGUAAUGGAGAGAUUGCACCUUGUAGUCAGUAUGUAUCAGAAGAAGAACCAGCAAUGCCGUCUUCUUGUGCAAUCUCUGCACUUGCUGAACGCCAGCAAAUGGUUGGUGAAUCCUCCAAUCACAAUCACAAUCACAACGUCAACGUUUCUUCAUACGCUAUGCUUCCUGGCAACUGCGACAGUUACUACGACGUAGAACAAGAAGUAGACGACAUUGACCACCACCAUAAUCAUUACCAUAACAACACUGAGAUGGGAGAAACAGGGAGCAGCAGCUAUGUAAGCUCGUACAUGAACGGAGAGGGCUUCCACAACUUUCCUCCUCCUCCUCCUAUGGUCAUUGUUCCAGAGAGUUUUGAAGAGCAGAUGAUGAUGGCUAUGGCUGUGUCUUUGGCAGAGGUUCAUGCCACGACCACAAGUGCACCAACUGAAGUUAGUUGGCAAUAAAAUAGUGUAGUAAUGGAAACUCAUGGUAGUCACUUCAUUCAUAUAAUGUCUGUUUUUAUAGGAUGAAAGAAAAAGAAAAAAAAAACAGAAUAUCCUGUUUUAAUAGAAAAUUGUUGGGUUGUGUUCAAAAGCUUCUUAUGUUAUUAAAUCUCUGUGGUUCUUUCUUUUGUUAGUGAAGGAUAUCACAUGUGUUUUGUCUCUUUGAUAUUAAAAGAAAUGAGAAGAGAGGCUUUCAAGGA
Messenger RNA from Brassica napus (rape), 1949 nucleotides. Its product is annotated as E3 ubiquitin-protein ligase DA2-like. Bases 583 to 1710 code for a protein of 375 amino acids. The record is from RefSeq and is a predicted model, not a curated record. The transcript has 9 exons. NCBI's taxonomy places the organism in Eukaryota, Viridiplantae, Streptophyta, Magnoliopsida, Brassicales, Brassicaceae. Gene Ontology annotation, cellular component: cytoplasm.